Messenger RNA from Tetrahymena thermophila SB210, 1551 nucleotides. Its product is annotated as lipid A-disaccharide synthase. Gene Ontology annotation, biological process: lipid A biosynthetic process. Gene Ontology annotation, molecular function: phospholipid binding; lipid-A-disaccharide synthase activity. The record is from RefSeq and is a predicted model, not a curated record. The transcript has a single exon. NCBI's taxonomy places the organism in Eukaryota, Ciliophora, Oligohymenophorea, Hymenostomatida, Tetrahymenidae.
AUGUUGACUCAUAUUAGCAGAAGAUAUUUCAGCUUUACAGGCAGAAAGACCAUAUUUGUUGCUGCAGGUUCUCCUUCCCACGAUUUAUAGGCAGCAAACUUUAUGAGGGAUUUGAAGAAGAAGAGCAAUAAUAAUUAUGAUUUUGUUGGUAUUGGAGGUCCUUUGAUGUAAGCAGAAGGUCUUAACUAAAGUUAUGCAGAUAUUAAUAAAUUCAUAGAUAAGCCAUUCUUUCCUUUGAAAAACUUUAUUCGUUUCCACGUUGCCAGAUGUUAUCAUCCCUACAUGGCUCCUCUUCACUUCUUUAAUAAGUAAGUUCUCAAUUAGGUUGAUAAGAGCAGUCUUUUGAAGGAUUAAGUUGAACUUAGCAUUCCUUCUGCUAUUAUAACUUUCGGUAACGAAUUCUUUAUGAAAAAGUUAUACGUUCGUCUUUGCGAUCAAUACGAAUUGCACAAUAAAAUUAGACCUCCCACUUUCUUCUAUGAUAGAAGUCAUAUCAACUAAAGAUUUGAAUUCCAAGAUUAUUUGGAUCACUUCUUUUACACUAUUCCUAUGAAAUAAAUUAACUUUUAAAGUUUUACUUACCCCUCAACUUGUGUUGGUCACGAAGGUGUUGGCAGAGCCAUUUAAUACCUUUUCUAAAACUCUAAGUAAUACGCUAACGUUAAGUCUCUUGUCACUGCUAACGGCUUGAAAAUUGCAAGCAAUCCUAAGCAACACAGAGAAAUUAUUGAAAAGCUUGUUGAAGAAUAGCGCGGUAUCUAACGUGCUCGUUUGGGAAUCAACGAAAGCAAAAACGUCUUCUUACUUGCUCCAGGUAACACUAAGGCUGAAAUUAACUUCGCAGUUAACCUUCUUUCUCGCUCCUUAGAAGAAUUCUUCAAGAAACCCUAAUUAACUAACGUUUCUCGUGAUCAUUUCACAAUUAUCAUCACUGCUGACAACGCUUAAAACGCUGAAUUCGUCAACUAAGCUGUCUCAAACACUAAGUACUUGAAGACUUUACAAACUAUUGUUACUACUGGAGAAAAGGAAAAAUUCGGUGCUAUGUGUGCUGCUGAUGUUGGUAUUCCUCUCAAUGGUGAACUUGUUAGUGAAUGCGCUGCUUUACAAUUACCCUCUGUUAUUAUUUCUAAUAUGAACCUUUUCUAUGCUUAUAUUACUUAAUUAUAUAAUAAUUUCUACUCUGAUAUCAACUUUGCUAUUCAAGGUGAAGCCUACCAUGAGCUUGUUUCUACUGCUGCUAAUCCUUACAAGCUCUCAGACGAAAUUUUCGAUUUAUAUUCUGACCCUAAAUUGAGAUAUCAUUUCGCUGAACGUUACUAGAAUGUUGUUCAUGAAAUGAUUCCUCAAGCCAACUCAUAAGAUAAUAUUGUUACUACUGAUGUAGCUACUCUCCACGGAGUUGAAGUCUAAGAACGUGCCUUUACAUACGAAACUAUCGCAGCAAAGGUCUUGAAGGCUGCUCGUGCUUAUGAAAGCUUAGAUAAAAAUAUUCCCAAUCACCAAAUUGAUUAACACAGAAAGGAAAAGCUUAUUAAAGCAGCUUUUUGA